Aedes aegypti (yellow fever mosquito) is the source of this 1190-nucleotide messenger RNA. RefSeq lists its product as uncharacterized. NCBI's taxonomy places the organism in Eukaryota, Metazoa, Arthropoda, Insecta, Diptera, Culicidae. The record is from RefSeq and is a predicted model, not a curated record. The coding region runs from base 47 to 565 and encodes 172 amino acids. The transcript is spliced from 2 exons.
UCGAACACGAAGCAGUCAUGUAUAGUUGGAGCUGCCCUCAUCGACCAUGUCCGCUGCUCGUGUUGACUGUUUGCCAAACUCCCGGAGUUUCUCGAUCUUGGGACAUUUCCGGGACCCAUUCGCCUUCCAGAAGCUUCUGGAUCGCUGUAUCGGUUUCAUCCAUUGGGACACGGAGUCCGCAUUCACCUGGGUCAAGAUACUUCUGCUGGUCUUCACCGGGACGUACUACACGCUGUCCUGUCUGUGUCUCACCCGGAUCGAUCCGGCUGAAGUACCACUGGACCACUUCUUCGGAAUGUGGUUCCUGGUUGGUGGUGGGUGUUCUUGCUUCUCCCAGUGGUACGUCCUGGCCAUCGAACGGCGUCACCUUGCCAAGGUCAUCGGUUUUCUUACGAAUCUACAGCAAAACGGAAUCGAUCAUCCAACGAGAGUUCGUCAACGAUCACGUAUUGUGCUUUACUCCAUCGUUCACUGGACCACGAAUGUCAGCCAAACCGCAGUAUGGGCCGUUACCUUGCUCUUCACAAGCUCUAUCGCUCACGCCACAAGCAACUCAUACUUGUAGAUGUUGGCUUACACCUUCUUUCCGUUGGAGAUCAUGCUCAUUGGAAUGACCGCCAACGUAUCGCAGAUCAAUACCUUCACCACACUGUUGGUGUUUGCGGUGGAGUUCGAGAUACUAGGGGAAGACUUCCGUCAGGCGUUGGACAAGUGGAACGUGGUUGACAUGAAGACCUGCGUUCGACGGCACCAGAAGUUGCUGGAGAUGGUGAUGCUGUUUCGGGAUAAGCUCAAACUGUACCUUCUGCUGUCACUGCAGAUCUACUUCUUUUCGAUCACGUUUUGCUGCGUAAUGCUGGUAAUCCAACUGAAGACCGGAGACAAUCAGAUGUUCUACACGCUGAUCAAUCUUACAACCGCACUGCUAUGUUUGCUACUGUUCGGACUGUUCUGCGACUAUUUGGAUCUGAAGGUGGCCGAAAUAAGCGACCAAGUUUUCGACUCAAAAUGGUCGGAGCGAAUCUCACGGGAUCGAUCGAUGAAGAGAAACCUGCUGAUGAUUCUGAUGCGGUCUCAGAAGAAGAUCAAGUUUACCUGUGGCGAUAUUUACGCCAUGUCGAUCGUUACCUGCAUGAACGUGAUCAACAUGUGCUACUCGGCAUUCACGCUGCUGAUGAACAUGGUUCAGG